AUGACAUGUGGAGGUGUGAAAAUCCUCUUUGAGAAUGAGCUCGGUGUGACAGAUUUCCACCUGCCCAACAAAAGCUGCAUCCUGUACGUGUCGGAGUGCGACAUCAUUGCAGGAAACGGCUACAAGAGGAAACUGGUUCGCUACAGAAAUGCCAGCAGCAGCUUCCAGCAGCUGGUGCUGGUGGAGAACACCAGACUCAGUGAGCAGUACUUCUCUGCUGUCCAGAAGUUUGUGGUGUUUGACCUCGGCCUGACUCUCCUGCCGGUCAGCGGGCAGACUGAAGCCUCACAGCUCAUCACUCAGAUGGUCCAUGGGGAGAGCAGGGAGAACCCUUUCAGGCGGAGGAGUGCGUCUGGGCUGUUGGACCCCCUGGUCCUGGCCCUGGUACAGCAGGUCCCGGGGGUGGGCAGGGUCAAAGCUCUGGCCCUGCUGCAGCAUUUCCCCAGCAUCCAGCAGCUCUGUAACGCCGCCCCCGCCGAGCUGGAGCCCAUCGUGGGUCAGGCUGCCGCUCAGCAAAUCCACAGCUUCUUCCACAAAGCCACAGCUGCUGGAACCUGAAGGCGCUCCGCAUGGAUCCAGUCUGGGUCUUUAUUUAACCAGAAAGGUUUGGAUCUAAUGAUACUGCUCACCUGAAACAUGCUCCCUGGUCGCCGUGUCUGCUGCACAGGAUGUGAGGAGCUUUAGAUUUAAAUGACUGCUGGGACACCACCAAAAACUUUAUCAGAAGCACUUUGUCUCACAUGAGCAUUAUUUACUUGAAAGAUUACAAUGUUGAAAAUCAAUAUUUGUCCUGUUAUAAGUGUACAAACUUUAAGAAAUAUUUAUUUACUGUUGAUGUCACUUUGUGAAACUGAUGUAUGUUAUGAAGUAAGCAGAUGUUUUACAUAUUUUGUGGUUUAAAAUAGAAUAUUUUACUUUAUUUAGGGAUGAUGUCCAUAUUCAGUACCAGUCAAAGGUUUGGACACAUUUCCUCAUUCAGGAGAAUGGAAGCUGUGUCCAAACUUCUGACUGUAUAUGUGAUUAAAGAUAAAGCAGUGACGGGGAGUCAGUGGUUUGUUGAUAUGUGGACUGAUUGGCACAAUAAAUCUAUAUUAGAGGUC
Messenger RNA from Thunnus maccoyii (southern bluefin tuna), 1100 nucleotides. RefSeq names its product Fanconi anemia core complex-associated protein 24-like. The transcript has 4 exons. Gene Ontology annotation, molecular function: chromatin binding. Gene Ontology annotation, biological process: interstrand cross-link repair. The record is from RefSeq and is a predicted model, not a curated record. Bases 1 to 558 code for a protein of 185 amino acids. Gene Ontology annotation, cellular component: Fanconi anaemia nuclear complex. Lineage: Eukaryota; Metazoa; Chordata; Actinopteri; Scombriformes; Scombridae.